AUGUCGCUCGUCUCCGGAGAAAAGUCGAACUUCCAGUUCAUUCUGCGUCUGCUCAACACCAACGUUGAUGGCAAGCAGAAGGUCAUGUACGCCUUGACCAAGAUCAAGGGUGUCGGUCGCCGCUACUCCAACUUGGUCUGCAAGAAGGCCGAUGUCGACCUCAGCAAGCGCGCCGGUGAACUCACCUCGGAAGAGCUCGAGCGCAUUGUCACCAUCAUCCAGAACCCCACCCAGUACAAGAUCCCCUCGUGGUUCCUCAACAGACAGCGCGACAUUGUCGACGGCAAGGACUUCCAGAUCCUCGCCAACGGUGUCGACUCCAAGCUCCGUGAGGACCUCGAGAGACUGAAGAAGAUCCGUGCCCACAGAGGUCUCCGCCACUACUGGGGCCUCCGCGUCCGUGGUCAGCACUCCAAGACCACUGGCCGCCGUGGUCGCACCGUCGGUGUCAGCAAGAAGAAGUAA
Molecule: messenger RNA, 465 nt
Organism: Aureobasidium melanogenum CBS 110374
Lineage: Eukaryota; Fungi; Ascomycota; Dothideomycetes; Dothideales; Saccotheciaceae
Product: ribosomal protein S13
Exons: 3
Coding region: 1-465 (154 amino acids)
Biological process (GO): translation
Cellular component (GO): small ribosomal subunit; cytosol; ribosome
Molecular function (GO): RNA binding; structural constituent of ribosome
Source: RefSeq, a predicted model, not a curated record